Molecule: messenger RNA, 2098 nt
Organism: Etheostoma cragini (Arkansas darter)
Lineage: Eukaryota; Metazoa; Chordata; Actinopteri; Perciformes; Percidae
Gene: tfcp2l1
Product: transcription factor CP2-like 1
Exons: 15
Coding region: 76-1488 (470 amino acids)
Biological process (GO): regulation of transcription by RNA polymerase II
Cellular component (GO): nucleus
Molecular function (GO): DNA-binding transcription activator activity, RNA polymerase II-specific; RNA polymerase II cis-regulatory region sequence-specific DNA binding
Source: RefSeq, a predicted model, not a curated record
UGAGGUCUGUAGCUCCAUCUGUCUCCACGUCCACCCUGUGCUCCUGGGACACAAGAAGACCCCACACUGGAAGACAUGCUGUUCUGCCAUUCCCAGCCUGAGUCCUACCACCAGCACUCUGCUAGUUACAUUAGAGAUGCCUUGGCACCUUUCCUAAAGAACGAAGAAGUGAGGCUUACGGCUGGAAGUGGUGCCAAGAGGACCCCCUUCCAGUACGUUCUGUGUGCAGCCAGCUCGCCAGCUGUGAGACAGCAGGACGACAGUCUCACUUAUCUCAACCAAGGUCAGUCCUACGAAAUCCGUAUGCUUAACAGAAAACUAGUGGAGUAUACAGAUAUAAGCAGCAGAUAUGUAAAGAGCAUUGUGCGCGUGGUGUUUCAUGACCGGCGACUGCAGUACAUGGAGCACCAGCAGCUGGAGGGGUGGAGAUGGAGCAGACCUGGAGACCGGAUCCUGGAUAUAGAUGUCCCGUUGUCAGUGGGCCUAGUGGAGCCCCAUUCACACCCUCUGCAUCUCAACACCAUCGAGUUCCUGUGGGAUCCUGUCAAGAACGCUUCUGUUUUCAUCCAGGUCAACUGCAUCAGCACCGAGUUCACCCCCAGGAAGCACGGCGGGGAGAAAGGAGUGCCCUUCCGGAUCCAGGUGGACACAUUCACCACCAAUGAGCUCGGGGAAUACAUGGAGCAUGUCCAUUCUUCCAGCUGCCAGGUCAAAGUCUUCAAGCCUAAAGGAGCUGAUCGCAAACUGAAGACAGACAGGGAGAAGAUUGCUAAAAAGGCCCCGCAGGACCGAGAGAAGUACCAGCCGUCCCAGGACAACACGCUGCUGAGAGAGUGUUCCCCUUGGCCCGAUGCCCUGACUGUCACCAGCCACAGCAGCAGCAGCACUCCAUCACCAGUGUACCACAGCUCAACUUCCUGUUCUUUCCCCGAUGGUAAUUCUUCUCCAAACCAGCAUGGGGAGCUGCUAUUGGCCGGCUGCUCUGAUCACCUUCUGCCAUCGACCCCGCCGCAGGAAGCCCAGCAGUGGCUGCACCGACACAGGUUCUCUCCUUUCUCAGCGCUCUUCUGCAGCUUCUCAGGUGCUGAUCUUUUGAGGAUGAGUAGGGAGGAUCUGAUCCAGAUCUGCGGUCCAGCUGAUGGUAUUCGCCUCUUCAACACAAUGAAAGGAAGGUGUAUACAGCCCCGUCUCACCAUCUAUGUGUGUCAGCAGCAGGCCAGGCAUCAACCUGCCACCAAGCCUGGGGCUGGAGACAUCUACCACGCUCUGUACCUGGAGGAGCUGACACUGUUGGACCUCUCCGAAAAGAUCGCUUCGCUGUACAGCAUCCCUCCACAGCAAAUAACACACAUCUACAGAAAGAAGCCCAUCGGGAUCCACAUCUUAGUCUCUGACGAGAUGGUGCAGAACUUCAGGGAUGAAACAAGCUUCAUCCUCAGCAUUAUAAGAGAUGAAAACACUAAUGGCUUCCACGCCGUGUUGAAGUGACCAACAGGUACUCCGGAGCCUCGAGGUAUUCUCUGACAAUCAGGGGAAUUUUACAGCAUGUAUAUAAUUCCUUCCUUCAAGACUGCGGUGCUUUCAAACACUUUUAACCUUUAGGUUCACUGUUGAUUUUGUGGCCUUUUUCAGGUUUCUUUAAUAGUUUAAUAGUUUUGUUUAUUCCUGUUGUUAAGUUAGUGAUUCAUGCUUGAAAUGUGUAGUACACUUAUUAGAGGUAAGCCCUGCUGUAUUACUCCUUCACAUGGUCAUACAUUUUUGGCAACACCUAAAAAUGCAACGUGAGUGACAUGUAUGAUACAUAAAGCAGAGUAAAUGUUUCACAUCAUCACGCCGACAAAUAGAAAAGACAAAUGAACAAACUGUGUUAUGCUGUUUGAAUGUAAUGCUCAUGAAUUAUGUCCCCCAUAAAGCUGUCAUGUUGUCUGAUUGCUGUUCUGUUGCAUAUGAUAAAGCUCUAAGACUUAUUUUCUUGACAAAGUCUAAUGUGAUAUUUAAUAAAAGUGAGGUUGGUAUGCACAUAGGUCUCUGGAUGUUUAAAUACAGAACCUAUGUUGCAGUUUCAAAGGAUGCUUUGGACUGCCAUGGCUCUAUGAUU